AUGGCCUACUGGCAAAGAAAUGUUAUGUUAAUAAGGAGAGAGGCUAGGAGGGAAGAAAAGAGCAUCCCCCCCAUCUCCCAAGUCAAUGCAUGUUGCGGUGAGCCCGGCAGAGCAGCCCUCACGGUGGAGUCGGCCGGGGCUGCGCGCUCCCAAAAUAGCACCAGGGGCGCCGGGACGUGCAGCCGGCACUACGACCACGGCUCCGACCUCUGCUUCGCGCCCCGGGAGCACGACAAACCCUUCGCCGACUCGGAGAGGGCUCAGAAAUGGCGCCUGUCCCUGGCCUCGCUCCUCUUCUUCACCGUCCUGCUCUCUGAUCACUUGUGGGUCUGCGCCGAGGCCAAGCUGGCCAGGACCCGGGACAAGGGGCGGCCGCGGCGCGGAGCCGCGCCGGAGCCCCUGGCUGGCAUGGGGGAGCCCUCGCCUGCAGCCCGGAGCCUCCUCUCGCCCAGCCUCCCUCCCUCCCCCAGCAGCAGCAGCAGCAGCAGCAGAGGCCAGAGCCGCCACCCCCCCCGCAGCGACCAGGCUAUUUUUCUAGGAAACUCCACCAACCCCUUGUGGCGCCUGGAGACCUGCUACCCUCGGAGCUCCCCGCCUGCCCAGUGCUUCAGCGUGGGGGACGCGGACUCCGUGUGCAGGAGGCCGCCGGGUCCGGGCCAGCAGCAGCAGCAGCAGGUGCCUCGGGCUGGCAAAGCUCCGGGCUGGAACUUGACGGAUUUUUACCUUUCCUUUUGUAAUGCCUACACCCUCUGGGACUUGUUCGCCGGGCCGUCCAACCCGGACACUUUGAACUGCAGCCUGGACGCGGUGCUGGAGGAGGAGGGCUCCUGCAGCCAGUGCGUCCAGGCUUACCAGCGCUACGACCAGCACGCUCAGGAGAAAUACGAAGAGUUUGAGGUUAUGCUCCAGAAAUAUUUGCAAUCGGAUGAAUACUCGGUGAAAUCGUGUCCUGAGGAUUGUAAGAUCACUAUUGCUGCAAAGGAAUAAACAUCUAUCCUUAAAGCCCACAUCAGCAUUGUAUGUUAGUAUAUAAUAUACCAACAUCAAGGCUAGAUUCAUCCUUCAAACUUUACUGG
Molecule: messenger RNA, 1076 nt
Organism: Alligator sinensis (Chinese alligator)
Lineage: Eukaryota; Metazoa; Chordata; Crocodylia; Alligatoridae
Product: transmembrane protein FAM155A-like
Exons: 3
Coding region: 1-987 (328 amino acids)
Biological process (GO): calcium ion import across plasma membrane
Cellular component (GO): plasma membrane
Molecular function (GO): stretch-activated, monoatomic cation-selective, calcium channel activity
Source: RefSeq, a predicted model, not a curated record